CUUAGCGCCAUGACCUUGAAAUUCCUAAAACUCUUCUGAUUAGUUCGUCCAUAAAUUAUAGUGUCGGCGGUGAGUCAAAGAACUAUGUACAUAUUUACAUACAUAGUAUUAUAAUGUAAAUAGUUAUAAUGACUUCAAUCGUGUGGAGUGUUUACGGAAUUCUAUUUAAGUUCGUAGCAAUUCUCUGAACUCUAUUUGUGCACUUUCUUUCUGGAAUAAUGAAAACUACAUUUUUCUCUGACCACAUUUACAUUUUAAAAUGUUUAAUUCGUUUAUACAUGCCAGAGAUAAUGAUGAUUAACCUAAGCAGAAAUUUAUCAUCACCCCAAUCUAUUUAUCAAUUUAUUGAUUGGUUUUUAUAUUUUAUAUCAACCAUUUACACAAUUUUUAUAUUAGGACCAAUUUUAAAUUGUUUCUCGUUAUACCUUGGUGGUCGGAAAAAUUUCGGCCGAACUCUAGUCGCAUUAGUAUUAACUUAUUUAUGCUUGAUUCUAUGUUUAUUGUAUACAGUUUUGAUACCACGUCGUCUUUUCAUUUUGAAUUCAUGUUAUUUAUAUAGUGGAUAUAAUUCGAUCAAGUGUAGUUUACGUACUGAGGGUACAUGGUUUUCGUUACAUUUUACAUUAAGUCAUCUAAUCAUCGUCAAUAUUUAUUUCCAUUAUUUAUCUGCUGUUUUCAUUAAUCCCGGCAAUGUACCACGAAUUCCAUAUAAUACUACUAGUACUAUGUGUUCACGAUGUUUUGUAUCACGUCCAAUAAGAGCACAUCAUUGUGCUAUAUGUAAAACAUGUAUAUUAUGUAUGGAUCAUCAUUGUCCAUGGACAGCUAAUUGUAUUGGUUUGUAUACACAUCGCCAUUUUUAUUUAGUAUUGAUAUUUAUGAGUAUUGGUGGGAUAUAUUUGCUAACUGUUGGUUGGUCAGACUUUCGAAGCUACUUAGUGGAAAUUAAUGAAAAUCAAAUCAAUAUCACUGUAAAGUAUUCAUCGAUUUGGUUCAACUAUAACACAUAUUUACCAUCGAAUAAAUUCUUCAUUCCAUUGUUCAAAGGAUGUUUCAUUUUCAGUGUAAUUGCAGUUCCUUUAGUAAUUGCUCUAUGCACUUGGCAUACAUAUUUAAUUAGUAAUGGUGAGACAAGUAUUGAACGACAUAUUAAUGCAAAAUUCACAAAAAUAUUAAAACAACGUGGAGUGAUUUAUCGUAAUCCGCAUGAUUUUGGUAUAUUUUUAAAUUGGAUAAAAUUUCUAUGCCUAAUUGAUAAGCAUGAAAUGGCUAAUUAUCAUGUCAAGAAAAAAUCAUUUCGUUUAUAUUUUGUACUUUGUAAAAGGUUUUUUAAUCGUAUUCUAUUACCUUCCUAUCAUAAACCUUAUGAUGAUGGUUUUAACUAUGAAUUAAGUUUGAAUACUGCUGAGUCAGUUUUAGAAUCUUUAUCAGAGUCUGGAAUGUUUUAAUGUACUUUUCGUCUUUGUAAUUCUUAGGUCUUGUUUCGCCUCUUUUUAAAACUCUAUAUUUCUCUUUGUUUUCUAUUUCGUGGUAUAUUACUUAUUACUGUUCAAGCAGUAUAAGUGUAUACGUUGUCGUUACGGGCAGUAUUUGUGAAAAAUAAUGUAUUCUGUCAGUUUA
Molecule: messenger RNA, 1620 nt
Organism: Schistosoma curassoni
Lineage: Eukaryota; Metazoa; Platyhelminthes; Trematoda; Strigeidida; Schistosomatidae
Source: the annotation of a GenBank genome assembly